CUUUAGUCAGUGUAUAGUCUAACGAGAAACACCCACAAUUUGGCAGUGAGUCAACUAUACAACUGCAAAAACCAGCAAAACUGUAUGAGACCAACUUCCGAACGACGACGAUGAAGAAGAGAGGGAGGUUCUUCAACUUCUUCGCCACCAUGAAUUCCGCUCUCAUUUUAUCUCUCCUCUCCUUCCUUGCCUUAUUCGCCCUAGUUGCUCCCCUCCCUUCUCUCUCCUCAAACUCUCCUCCUCAUCAUCGCCACCGCAAAAAGCUGAAUGUCAGGAAAUUUGAGAUUGCUGAUGACAUGUUCUGGAAAGACAGAGAGCCUUUCCGCAUAAUUGGUGGUGAUCUGCAUUACUUUCGAGUUCUUCCUGAGUAUUGGGAGGAUAGACUGUUGAGAGCUAAGGCGUUGGGCUUAAACACAAUUCAGACUUAUGUCCCAUGGAAUCUGCAUGAAACGAGCCCUGGAGAUCUGUCUUUUGAUGGUAUUGCUGAUAUAAUAUCAUUUCUUAAACUCUGCCAGAAGCUAGAUGUUUUUGUCAUGCUUCGACCUGGCCCUUACAUAUGUGCAGAGUGGGAUUUGGGUGGUUUUCCAGCUUGGUUACUUGCUAAGGAGCCAGCUCUUAGACUGAGGUCUUCAGAUCCUGUGUAUCUUCAAUUGGUGGAUAAGUGGUGGGGCAUACUGCUCCCAAUGGUGGCUCCUUUUCUUUAUGGAAAUGGUGGUCCUAUUAUCAUGGUUCAGAUAGAAAAUGAAUAUGGUUCAUAUGCAGAUGAUAAAGCUUACCUGCAUCACCUGGUCAAAUUGGCCAGAAGACACCUUGGAGAUGACAUCAUCUUGUAUACUACAGAUGGAGGUACAAGGGUAACCCUUCAGAAAGGAACUAUCCCUGGAGACAGUGUUUAUUCAGCUGUUGACUUUACAACAGGUGAUCAGCCAUGGCCGAUAUUUAAAUUGCAAAAGGCGUUCAAUGCGCCUGGAAAGUCUCCUCCUCUUUCGUCGGAGUUCUAUACAGGCUGGCUUACUCACUGGGGAGAGAAAAUUGCUAAGACCGAUGCUGAUUUUACAGCAGCAGAGCUAGAAAAGAUUUUGUCAAGGAAUGGCUCUGUGGUUCUUUAUAUGGCACAUGGUGGCACCAAUUUUGGAUUUUAUAAUGGUGCGAAUACUGGUUCAGAUGACUCGGAUUAUAAGCCUGACCUUACAUCCUAUGAUUAUGAUGCACCAAUUCGGGAAACUGGUGAUGUGGACAAUGCGAAGUUUAGAGCCAUAAGGAGGGUCAUAGAGAAAUAUACUGCGGCAACUCUUCCUCCAGUUCCUGCUAACAAUGAGAAGGCAGGAUAUGGGUUUGUUCAAUUACAGAAAACUUCAAAUUUGUUUGAUAUCAUUGGAAUUCAAGACAAUGUCAAUGUCGUUGAAUCUGCUAACCCAAUUCCCAUGGAGCCUGUGGGCCAGAUGCAUGGAUUUCUUCUAUACAUGUCAGAAUAUAGUACAAAUGAUAAUGCUAGCACCUUAACCAUACCAAAGGUGCAUGAUAGAGCUCAGGUAUUCAUUUCAUGCCAUUCCGAGGACUAUGGAGGAAGUCCAAUUUAUGUUGGGACAAUUGAGAGAUGGUCCAACAAAGAACUUCAGCUUCCUCAUCUCAAAUGUGUUUCAAGAAUCAGUUUAUUUGUUUUGGUUGAGAACAUGGGCAGGAUUAAUUAUGGGCCCUACAUCUCUGACAGGAAGGGAAUUUUGUCUCCUGUAUAUGUAAACGGACAUGUUCUUCACAAUUGGAAAAUGUUGUUGAUUCCACUCCACAAUCUGAAUGAUCAGAGUAGUUCAAUCAUUCAGACUGCUGGCAGUGAUCAUACUACAGUACAUGCAGGGAAAAGUAUGCAGAAUCAGAGCAAGAACCUAUCAAAUGAACCUGCUUUCUACACUGGUUUUUUUACAAUCAAUAAAGAUGAUCUAGUUAAAGACACAUUUUUGUCAGUGGAUGGCUGGGGUAAAGGGCUUGCAUUCAUCAACAAUUUCAAUUUAGGACGAUAUUGGCCGACAUUUGGGCCACAGUGUAACCUUUAUGUCCCUGCUCCACUUCUUCGCCAUGGGAAAAAUACAGUGGUACUCUUUGAGCUCGAAUCUCCAAACACAGAGCUUGCUGUCAGGUUUGUUCAGCAUGAGGACUUUUCAUGCAGUAGAACCAAUUCAAACAUUCGUGAACUUUAAGUCAUGGCGUCAAUGAAAUACAAAGCUCUUGAUUCACUUCCCCGGCAAGUAGAAAAGCAUCUUGCAACGAACUAUCUCUGCGGAAAGCCUGAAAUUAAUCAUGGCAUCUCUUUGUUGAUUUUAUAUGGCUUGUUAGAACUGCUCAAUGUAAAGAAUUAAAGGUUAUUAGUCCUUACUUAUUCAUGUAAUGGAAUAUGCUACGGGGUAAGUACUAAGUACCAAUUCAAGGUACCAUGAUGACGAGAAUUAUACUGAAUUUCUUGUGGAAGCUGUACUUGUUUAAUACAAACUUUUUUUUUGCCUUUUCGUCUA
This is a messenger RNA of Spinacia oleracea (spinach), 2507 nucleotides long. RefSeq names its product beta-galactosidase 17. The transcript has 19 exons. Bases 111 to 2195 code for a protein of 694 amino acids. Gene Ontology annotation, biological process: carbohydrate metabolic process. NCBI's taxonomy places the organism in Eukaryota, Viridiplantae, Streptophyta, Magnoliopsida, Caryophyllales, Amaranthaceae. Gene Ontology annotation, molecular function: beta-galactosidase activity. The record is from RefSeq and is a predicted model, not a curated record.